Molecule: messenger RNA, 531 nt
Organism: Cordyceps militaris CM01
Lineage: Eukaryota; Fungi; Ascomycota; Sordariomycetes; Hypocreales; Cordycipitaceae
Exons: 1
Coding region: 1-531 (176 amino acids)
Source: RefSeq, a predicted model, not a curated record
AUGAAGUACAUCAUCCUUCUUCUCAGCGCCGGGUCGAUCGGCUACGCCUUCCCCCAGGCGGCCGCCGGCCAAACUACUCUUCCCUUCAAGCCCGCGCCGCUGCGUUCGGGUAUCGAUUGCCCUGCCAAGGGAGGUUACAGCGAAGAUGCGUGCGGCACCAAGAGAUUCUGCAAGGCCAUUGACAUCUUCGGCGCCAACUCGAAAAAGUUCAAGACCAAGCCCACCUGGGCCAGCACCGACGACUGCUUCAAGGCGCACGCACCGGAGCCCAAACAGGCGCUCCUGGAGUUUAACUAUAGCUCGCCCGGCGCGGACUGCGAAUUUGACUUCAGUGAGGAGGCUUGCGGCACCAAGGAGUACUGUGCGCAGAUUGAUGACAUCGCCGCCCACUCUAAACUGCGUGGCGAAGAUACAGAACAGUCGGAAGACAUCCGCUAUGAAAGCACCGAGGAGUGCCUCAAGGCGCACGUGCCCGAGAAACCGGCUUCAUCACCCUCCCGGACAGAAACUACAAAAGGGCAAUGCGAAUGA